This is a messenger RNA of Microthlaspi erraticum, 909 nucleotides long. The record is from the annotation of a GenBank genome assembly. Lineage: Eukaryota; Viridiplantae; Streptophyta; Magnoliopsida; Brassicales; Brassicaceae.
AUGGGAGAGGAAGAUAAGAAGAAACCAGAGGAGAAAAUGGAGGAGAAGAAAGCAGAAGAGCCACAAGUAAAAUCAGAGGAUAAAAAACCUGAAGAAGAGAAGGAGAAGAAGAAAGAGCCUCAAGAGAUUGUGCUUAAGAUCUUUAUGCAUUGUGAAGGUUGUGCUAAAAAAAUCCAUAGAUGUCUUAAAGGCUUUGAAGGAGUGGAGGAUGUAACAACUGAUUGUAAGAGUAGUAAAGUUGUGGUGAAAGGAGAGAAGGCACAUCCAUUAAAAGUGUUGCAAAGAUUGCAAAGGAAGAGUCACCGUCAAGUGGAGCUUCUUUCACCCAUUCCGGAGCCUAAACCGGUUUCAGAUGAACCGGAGAAAAAGGAGAAAGAGAAGGAGAAACCUAAACCCCUAGAGAAAAAAGAAGAGGUAGUGACAGUGGUGCUGAGUGUUCACAUGCAUUGUGAAGCAUGUGCCAUGGAGAUCCAAAAGAGAAUCAUGAGAAUGAAAGGAGUGGAGUCUGUGGAACCAGAUUACAAAGCCUCACAAGUGAGCGUGAAAGGGGUUUUCACACCGGAAAAGCUAGUUGAAUACGUUUACAAGAAAGUUGGGAAGCACGCCGUAGUUGUCAAGCAAGAUCCGCCCCCAAAACCGCCGGAGAAAGAGAAAGAAACGAAAGACAAAGACGGGAAGAAAAAGGAAGAGAAACAGCCCAAAGAAGGAAAAGAGGCCAAGGAAGACGAUGGCGGAGUGGCCAAACCCGUGGCCGGAGAUGGUGCUGCGGCGGCGGAGGAAGGGAACAAAGUGGUGGACUUAAAGAAGAAUGAAUAUCAAUACCAGCCACCGAGGUAUCCCGUGGAGAUGUUUGCUUAUCCACCGCAGAUAUUCAGUGACGAAAACCCCAACGCUUGUACCAUGAUGUAA